AUGAUUGGGGUAAUUGUGCCCUAUGUGGCGAAAAUCCGUCGAUCUUACCAAUCGAAUGACAUCAUCGACAGGCUCAACUAUCAGUACACGGCUUUGAUUGUGAUGAUUGGAGCCAUUUCCCUUGCCGCCACACAAUAUGUCGGGAAACCGAUUCAAUGCUGGGUGCCCGCUCAAUUCACUGGUGCUUGGGAGAAAUAUGCGGAGACAUAUUGCUUCAUCAAGGGCAGUUACUAUCUUCCACUGGACGACCAUUUCAGCAACGAUUUUAUUGAGAGAGAUAAUGCGGUGAUUGGCUACUAUCAAUGGGUGCCUAUGGUUCUCGCGGUUCAAGCUUUCCUCUUCUAUCUUCCGUCACUUAUUUGGAAGGCUUUCAACUUUAGCACUGGAAUCAAUGUGAAAGCAAUCCUCACCUCUGCUGCCCAAGUAAAGAAGAAGAUCGAUCAAAAGUCACGGGAUUCACAAGUAAAAAUGGCGGCUCAUCACAUUAAAGAAGCCCUCGAGAUGCAAAAAGAGUUGAAAAGCGAUUCGGUGGCUUUUAUCCGAGAUUCGAGAAAAUCUGGUCACUAUUUGUCUGUUCUUUACAUCAUUGUCAAAGUGCUCUACGUGGCUAACAUUUUCGUGCAAUUCUGUAUAUUUAGAGCCUUUCUCGGUACAAAAUCUCCUUUCUGGGGCCUCGAGAUUCUCAACGAUAUUCGACAAGGACGAGAAUGGGAAGAGACUGGGAAUUUCCCUCGAGUUACCAUGUGUGACUUCAAUGUUCGAGUGAUGGGAAAUCUCCACCGAUGGACGGUGCAAUGUGUUCUUAUGAUUAACAUGUUCACCGAGAAAAUCUACGUCUUCUUGUGGUUCUGGUUCUUGUUGGUCGGCGUUCUCUCAGUGAUGUCAUUAGUUUAUUGGCUUGGCUCUCUUCUUAUGCCCAACAAUCAACGGGAAUUCAUCUCUAAAUAUCUUCGUUGCACUGGAGCUGUUGAUUCAACACCGACUGCGAAGCAGAACAAUCAAAUCGACUCUUUUGUAAAGCAUUUUCUAACAGCUGAUGGAGUUUUUCUUUCAAGACUAAUACAGACAAACGGAGGCGAUCUCUUGGCUGGCGAAAUUCUCACCGCACUCUUCAAAGAUUGGUGUCAAAGGCGUGAUAUGGACGAUUCUCCAAACACAACAGCUACCACAAAU
This is a messenger RNA of Mesorhabditis belari, 1173 nucleotides long. Lineage: Eukaryota; Metazoa; Nematoda; Chromadorea; Rhabditida; Rhabditidae. The record is from the annotation of a GenBank genome assembly.